Trichomonas vaginalis G3 is the source of this 2394-nucleotide messenger RNA. RefSeq names its product protein kinase protein. The record is from RefSeq and is a predicted model, not a curated record. The transcript has a single exon. Gene Ontology annotation, molecular function: protein kinase activity; ATP binding. The coding region runs from base 1 to 2394 and encodes 797 amino acids. Gene Ontology annotation, biological process: protein phosphorylation. NCBI's taxonomy places the organism in Eukaryota, Parabasalia, Trichomonadida, Trichomonadidae.
AUGAAUCGUCAGCCUGAAGGAGUGAUUCCACAGUUCGAGCAACUUCUCGAAGAAUUGGAAAAACUCCUGAUGCAGACAGUCGUCCAUAAAAAGAAAUUUGAAUUCGCUUUCAGCCAAUUCAGAAAAUUUAUUGAAGAAUAUUCACAAGAUCCAUCAUCGAAUACAUACCUCAAUGAACAUGAAGAUAUUAAAUUACAAAUUAACAAUGCUAUAAUGAAUUUCAGAGAUGUUUUAUUACAAUAUGAUAAACACCGAUGGACCUUGUCAACAGUAGAUAAUCCAAGUAAUACUGCAGGCACGGCCUUGUGCAGUAUCGUUAGCAAACUUCAGCAAAUUGUUUCAACUUUCACUGAGGCCGGCUCAAAAUGCUUUGAUCCUGAAUCGCCACAGUGGUUGCAGUACCAUAUUUUAGAUUUGAAAUAUAUACAGUCAUCCUUUAAGAAUUACUUAGAGCUGAAUAACGACAAUUCAGAAAAUUGCUUGCGAAUUGAGAAAAGGCUUGAAUCAAUCGAUAAUUUUAUCAACCAAUAUGAAAAGGAAUCCGCUGCAAUUCAAUUCCGCGUUUUUUCUCCAAUUCCUCUGAAUUAUCAAUCAUGGCGCUUAAAUCAUAAAGAUCUAAACAAAGUCAAAGAAAUCGGACAUGGCGUAUCCUCAGUAGUUUACUAUGGUUACGAUAACCGUACCAAAAACGAAGUAGCCAUCAAAGAAUUAAAAUAUCCAAUUUUAUCAGGUCCAAGUCUUAACCAAUUCCAACGCGAGCUUACAGUUCUUGCUACAGCUAGACAUCCCCGCGUACUUGGCUUCGUCGGAGCCACCGAAACCGCUCCUUAUUGCAUUGUCACAGAAUGGAUGGGCGGUGGAACAUUGUACAACAUAUUACACUCGCCAAAACCAACGAAUCCCACCAUGCUCAGUAUCUGUAUGUACGAUAUAGCCCGUGGAAUGCAGUUUCUCCACUCAAGACACAUCGUACAUCGCGAUUUGAAAUCCCUGAACGUUCUCUUCGACAACAAAGGCCUUGCACACAUUGGCGAUUUCGGAUUCAGCCGUCGCGAAGACGAUAAAAUGACACAAUCCAUAGGAACACCGCAUUGGAUGGCUCCAGAAUUACUGGCAACAGGAUCAUUUUACACGAACAAAGUUGAUGUUUACGCGUACGGCAUUGUCUUGUGGGAGAUUCUCACUAAGCAAUAUCCAUACAAUCUCAUGGACCCACAGCAAAUUGUUGCACAAGUUCUUGCAAAUGAUUUGCGACCAGAAAUUCCGGAAAAUUCUCCACCAAGAUUGGCAUCAUUAAUCAAAAAGUGCUGGGAUAGAAAUCCUGAUGCCAGGCCAAGCUUCGAUCGUAUUGUCAGCGAGCUGCAGCAAGGAAAUACUCUUCUGGAAGGUGCCGAUCGAAAGGUAUUUCUUGAAUACACAGCACAGUUUGUUACACAGAUUUCUGACCAAUCAUAUCACAUUGAAUCACAAUUGGAAGAACAAACGACAACAAACGAUGAAAACAAAUUUAUCGAUUUCGUGAUAACCCUUGAGAAAGAAGGUAUUCCACCAAACCUUGUUGACAGAUGCUGGCAGAAGUUCUUGUCUUCAAACUCAAUGAGAGAUGAAGUUAGAGCAAGAUGCGCGGUUUUGUUCUUGAAAACUUCUAUGAAAAAUCAAGUGUCACUUUUUCUCAGAAAACUUCCACGUAAAUCGAUUCCUAUUGAAUCCAUUACAUGGGCUGUAGAACUUAUACCAACAGGCAGUGAAGAUAUCGAUACAAACAUCGUUGUCACUGCUUGCAAGAACGGUUGUGCAGAUGCAAGUUCAGUUUACGCUGUAAAUCCAAAUCACAUCAAAUUAUCUCUUGAAUGCGUUGCUCAAAACGGUGUUCGAGAGAACCUGAAAGCAGCUGUUGCUGAUAGAUGUGUACAGUGCUUGGGAUCUUCAGAUCCGUCAAUGGUUUGCACUGCUUUGAGAUGUUUGGUCGGAAUAGGUGAAAUGAGGAGAAUUACUCCGAGUGCAAUCAAAGCUUGUUUGUCUUCUAGCGAUGAAUCAGUCCAGAAUUGCAUUUUCGUGGCUGGAUCUGCACUCGUAAGAGAGGGAAUCAGUGUUCCUAAUGAGUUCAUUGACUCUUUACUGAAGGAGUUCUUCUCAAAGAGACAAAUUGUCAUAACUUGCGUAAUCAUUUCUUGCAAAGAUACGGGAAUUGCUUCAAAAACACUGGAUUUGAUUAAGAAUAAUCUACAAAGUGUAGAGAUAAGUGUUCUUUUGAGGAUUUUCUUCUCAAGUGCUCAGCAUAUCAAAUUAAGACCAAAAAUUAGAGAAAUUAUGGAGUCAAUGAACCCAGAAACAAUGGAAAAUGACAUGAAACAGAGAUAUGAAGACUUAUUACAAAGAUUGAAGUCGGACUAA